AUGGCCGACAACCCCGAACCGAGCAGUGACUCCCAAAUCACCUUCAAGGUGAAGACAUCGUCCGAGAGUACCCACAGUGUCACCAUGAACGACACAUCAACUGUUCUCGACCUCAAGACCAAGCUCGCGGGCGAGGACUUUGAGAACAUUCCUGUUGACCGACAACGCCUAAUCUACUCUGGCCGAGUCAUGAAGAACGAUGAUGCUCUAAGCACCUACAAGAUUAAGCACAAUAACACAAUCCACAUGGUCAAGAGCGCUGCCAGCAAUCAACAGCCCAACCAGACUCCCGCCGCCAGCACCUCCAGAUCGACACCCGCCCCCGCCAACAUGGCUUCUGGCACAGCGAACCAACCGUUCGCUGGAUUGACUGGUGCGAGAUACGCUGGAUUUGGAAACGGUCUUCCUGGACCUGAUAUGUUCGGUCCUGACGGUGGCAUGGGCGCACCUAUGGACGAGGCACGCAUGCAGCGACUCAUGGCCGAUCCCAAUGUCCAACAAUCCAUGAACGAGGCUCUCAACAACCCCGAUUUCAUCAACAUGCUUAUCGAUUCGAACCCUAUGCUCAGAAACAUGCCCAAUGCUCGGGAGAUAAUCACUUCCCCCUUCAUGAGACAGAUGAUGAGCAACCCCGAGAUGAUGAGUCAGGCUAUGCGAGUGCAGCGCCAGAUGCAAGGCGGAGAAUCUGGUGGAUUUCCCGCUCCUGGAGCCACUGACACCACGCCUCAGGGAGCAGCGAGUGGAGGUAAUGCACAAGGCAGUGAUGGACAGCCCCAACAAGGCCUGCAAAGCCCUUUCAUGAACCCUUUUCUGUCAAGCCUGUUGGGAGGUCAACAGGGUAGAGGAGCACCGCCUGACUUUUCACAAAUAAUGCAGCAGCUCCAGGGCCUCGGCUCAUUGCAGAAUGCGGGUGCGACUGGCCAGACAGGAUCAGGAACCACACCUAGCCAAGGUGCUAUGGGUGGCUCUGGCGGUGCGCAAGCUUCUGGAACAACGCCCAGCGAAGGCGGUGCCCAGCAGAGUUCGACUAGUCCGCCUCCCGCGAACCCCUUCGCGGCACUCUUUCCUACUCCUGGAUCCGCGCAGCCCAACAACCCCUUUGGCAUGAACCCUGAGAUGAUGCAGCAGAUGAUGCAGAUGCUUGGCGGUGGAGGACUGGGUGGUGCAGCUCCAGCUGCGGCCCCUGCCGACAACCGACCCCCCGAAGAGCGAUAUGCUGAGCAAUUGCGCCAGUUGAAUGAUAUGGGGUUCUUCGACUUUGACCGAAACGUUGCGGCACUGAGACGAAGCGGCGGGAGCGUUCAGGGUGCCAUCGAGCACCUGCUUAGCGGUUAA
This is a messenger RNA of Fusarium sp. VM40, 1335 nucleotides long. NCBI's taxonomy places the organism in Eukaryota, Fungi, Ascomycota, Sordariomycetes, Hypocreales, Nectriaceae. The record is from the annotation of a GenBank genome assembly.